This is a messenger RNA of Phlebotomus papatasi, 7892 nucleotides long. Its product is annotated as small G protein signaling modulator 2-like. Gene Ontology annotation, molecular function: GTPase activator activity. The coding region runs from base 478 to 3783 and encodes 1101 amino acids. Gene Ontology annotation, biological process: activation of GTPase activity. The transcript is spliced from 11 exons. Lineage: Eukaryota; Metazoa; Arthropoda; Insecta; Diptera; Psychodidae. The record is from RefSeq and is a predicted model, not a curated record.
AUAUUGAUUUCCAGUGUUGAGAGAGAGAGUGUGUCCAGAGGCAAGAGUUAGCCGUAUUCAGUGUGUGGUGAGAAUUGGCUGGAUUCCUUGGAAAAGUGAAGGCAAGAAGAAGAAAAAAAAUUGUGAUCUGGUGGAAAAGGGCGUUUUGUGUGACGCAAAAUCAUCCAGAGGGAUUUUCCGUGUUCACAUCAGGCACCAACAUUCAUCCCAAAACAUCAAUGCUACGACCAAAUUGACUUUUUUUCUAUCAUUUUCCGGGGUGUGUUCUCCCAAGACUCUUCUCACACACAUCAAAUGAUAUUCGUGCCUGAGGAGCAAGGAAAAAUUUUUCAUCGUCUCUUCCGGCUGGGGAGUUUUUCCACCAACGACAACCAACAUAUGAAAGGUGAUUUUGUGGUGUUAUCUGUGAAUUUAUCGCACAUUGGUGACUGUGGAGGCUGCACGGGGCCCACUAAAGCCCAGAUUUAUUGAAACAUUAUGGAGAAAGUGGCUGGAAAAGUGCUCAACAUGUCUGGUCAAACAGCAGAUUCCAAUGACUACAAGGAGCGCCUCAUAGCGUCCGUGAAGAGAGAAGUGAAGCAGGUGAUGGAAGAAGCUGUAACCAGGAAGUUCAUCCAUGAAGAAUCCGGAUCAGUCACUUCCCUAUGUGCUUCCGUUGAGGCAUGCCUCAGUCAAGGACUUCGUAGACGUGCACUUGGACUCUUCAAAACAUCAUCAACUACGGCUUUGUUGCACAAGGUCGCAAAGCACUGCAACGAGGCAGCUUACAUCAGCAAGAAAGUCCUGGAGAUUGAACAUGCUGAUCCCAACAAGAGAUCCUCCUCCAGUGGCGAUAGCACUAGCAAACCGCCAAUCCUGAAAAAGAACAGUAGCAAUUCUGUGUCCACGACAACCCCUCCGGCCACGGUUCAGCCUACAGUGAAGUAUCUGUGGAUUCGUUUGGCGCUGUAUGAGAAGAAACUCUCCAGGAUCAUUGAUCACCUCGUGACAAAUGCUCCACGCUACUAUGAGCGCGAUUCUCUAGUCGCUGAUCCGGAUUAUGGGUCAAUUCUGAGUUCACUUCUUGUGGGUCCAUGUGCUCUGGAGUAUUCCCGCACAAAGACUGCUGAUCACUUCUGGACAGAUCCACCAGCAGAUGAACUAGUUCAACGUCACCGAAUCAGUUCCAGUCAUCCAACUCCACCAUCCUGUCGACGACCAAUCCUCAAUUUCAAACGAAGUCUCCAUACAAGCUCCGAGGAUGGAAGCAGUAGCUCAUUCAAGUCCACAGCAUCAGCAACUGUGGCUAAGGAUUACGUGGAAUCACUUCACCAGAAUUCUCGAGCUACUCUUCUGUAUGGCAAGAACAACGUCUUGGUCCUUCCUUAUCAAUUUGAAUCUCUCCAGAAGGACGUUAAAGAUGAACCGAUGCCAGGGUACUUGAGUCUCCAUCAAACUGCAUACUCCCUCACAAUUAAAUGGACACCAAAUCAAUUGAUGAAUGGAUAUACCGAGUCAGAAGCAGUGGACAAAAGCUCUUUCUGGGCCUACGCCCUCAAUAUCAACGUGGAUGACAUUGUUUACGUGCAUUGCCAUCAAGCACGUGGAACUGACACAGGUGGCACAAUAAUCCUCGUUGGUCAGGAUGGAGUUCAGCGUCCACCGAUUCACUUUCCCGAAGGUGGACACAUGGCUUCAUUCCUGAGUUGCCUGGAGACUGGUCUCCUACCACAUGGUCAAUUGGAUCCACCACUGUGGUCACAGCGUGGCAUCGGGAAAGUCUUCCCACUCCUCAGUCGUGGUCGACGUCGUCCCCUUCCCUCACUCCUCGAAGCUGCAACUUCGGGCGAGGAAACUCCCAUUGACUACGUCUUUCGCGUGGUGAACAAAAGCAACCACGAAGAAUUCCAAUUGGUGCCUUCGCUGCUUUCAGUGGCCACUCAUUCUAUCCUGGACAUCGGACGUACCAGUCCACGUCGUCAUCAGCUCAGUAGCUGCAGCACCAAUGAGAGUAGUGACUGCUCUAGCAAGAGUAUGUCCAUUGACUCAACCAAUCCCGCUCCGGACACCAGUCCUCAGGGAAAGAGUCAGACAGCCAGCAUUGCCCUUGUAUGCUCAACAAUGAGACGCCAAAUCAUCUCACGCGCUUUCUACGGCUGGCUAGCUUACUGUCGUCAUCUCUCAACAGUUCGCACUCACCUUUCCGGUCUGGUCAACGGAAGGAUUACGCCAGACGUCGGAACUGAAGAGGGCCUGACCAAGAGCGUCUGGGAGGAGAUGAAUGCAGAUGGAGUUGUUUCCGAUGACACAGAAGUAUACCGAUUGGUAUAUUUCGGUGGAGUGGAACACAGUAUCCGGAAGGAAGUGUGGCCCUAUCUUCUGGGUCACUAUUCCUUCGGGUCAACCGUUGAGGAACGGGCUGAGCUGGAUCAGUCCACUCACAAUUACUACGAGACUACCAUGAGCGAAUGGUUGGCUGUGGAGGCAAUUGUGAGGCAGAGGGACAAGGAAAAGACUGCCCAUGCUGUGGCAAAGUUGAGUUCAGAAAGUGGAAGUGGGGACAAGACAAAGGGUGUCCAUCUCGAUGGUGAAAUGGAGAAUGAUGUCUUCGAGGAGAAUGUCUACUCAGACAUCUCCGAUGUUGAGGGUUUCGAUGACAAUGAUGCUAAUCACAUCAAAGAACUCCCCCUGGAUCCCAAGAAUCCCACAUCCCCCAGUGACACUGAACCCCAGCCGGAAGAUGAAGAGAAGAAGGUGAUGCAGCUGGAAGUGGGAGGUGAAAGUGCUGGAGGGAGCAACAAGAGUUCCCCAACAGCCUCAUCCUAUGAAACUGUUGGGGCGGAAUUUAUCGAAUUCAGCGAUCCCAAUUUGUCCAAAUUGCAAAGUCCCAGUACGGACAAAGAAGAAGAGGAAGAUACAGUUUGUGGUGAAACUUCGGCUCAUGUGAUAGUCACAAAUGCCUCCAUUGAUGUGGCCAAUUUGCCCGAAGGGCUGGCCGAAAAAGAGAAAACUUCUGAUCCCAUGUCUCCGCUCCCCGAAGAAACUGGUCAAAAUUCCCUAGAUGCUCUUCAAGAGCCAAAAUCCGCCUGUGUCUCUCCAGCCAGUUCCAAUGGAGGAAUCUACAGUAGUGAAUUGCUGGAGCUCUUUGGACUGAAUCUCCAUCGGAUUGAAAAGGAUGUCAAUAGAUGUGAUCGAAAUUACUAUUUCUUCGCCAAUGAGAAUAUUGGGAAUCUGGAUAAGCUGAGGAACGUCAUUUGCACGUAUGUUUGGGAGCAUCUAGAUGUAGGAUACAUGCAAGGAAUGUGUGAUCUAUUAGCCCCAAUCUUGGUCAUUUUGGACGACGAAUCCUUGAGCUAUGGAUGCUUCUGUCGUCUAAUGGAGCGAAUGAUUGAGAAUUUCCCCAAUGGAGAUGCUAUGGACAUGCAUUUUGCCAACAUGAGGUCACUUAUUCAGAUUCUUGAUUCUGAAAUGUACGAUUUAAUGCAUGCUCAUGGGGAUUACACUCACUUCUACUUCUGCUACCGCUGGUUCCUCCUGGAUUUCAAGCGAGAACUCGUUUAUGCCGAUGUUUUUGCCACUUGGGAGGCAAUUUGGGCAGCUAAGCAUGUCGCAUCGGGUCACUUUGUCCUUUUCCUGGCCCUUGCUCUCCUGGAAACCUACAGAGACAUCAUAAUCGUAAACAGUAUGGAUUUUACCGAUGUCAUUAAAUUCUUUAAUGAAAUGGCUGAGAGACACAAUGCCAGUGAGGUGCUAAAACUUGCGAGAAGUUUGGUACUUCAACUUCAGACCAUUAUUGAAAAUUGAAUUUUUCAUCCUUCUGUGAAAAUAUCCUGCCCAAUAUUGAGGGUGGAUGAUAAAACAAAUUCAGCCAGACAGCUGAGAAAGUCUUCUUUAGUGUGUUUUGUACAUAGUGGAGGAGGAAAAUAAUUGAUUAUAUCUCUAAAUGUCACUGUUACCUCUAUACCAAAAAACAAAAAAAAAGGAAAAACAAGAAACAUUUUACAAUGGAUCGCUUUUAUAAGUUUUCCACAGUGAAAAGAGGCAUUCCUCAGAGAUUUUUCCACGCUCCAUACAUUGAGAAUGCUUCUGUACCAUUUUAAAUUUUUGUGAAAUAGCAUAAGAAAAAAACAAAAAAAAGUAAUUGAAUAUUUAUGUUGCUGUUGGAAAAAAAAAUACAAUUAAAAAAAAAAGAAAAUCUAUAUAUAGUGAAUUGUUAAAGCACAGAAUUAUUUUUUUAUUCUUAGAACUUAUACAUCUGUUUAUUAAGUAAAUUUGUGCAUUAUAUACUGUGUUAAUUUUGCCAAUGAUCAUAGUGUUAGCCACUGAAUUGAAAUGCCAAUUUAAUUGAAACGUAAAAACGAAAGUUUAAAAAAUAUAUAUAUUUCUCAAUUUCCUGGAAAACCCAAAAAAAAAAAAAAUCAACCAAACAGGGCUAGAAAUCUAUUUUCAUAUCACAAAAUGUGAGAAAUGAAAUCAAUUUGGGAAGAAAUAAAUUAUAAUAGACGUUUAAAAAAGAAACUAUUUGAAGAAAUAAAAUUUACUAAUAUCCCACAAUAUUGAAUCUAUCUUUAAUAGGUGUUUAGUACAAAAAAAAAGACAUUGGAAUGAAAGUAUAUACAAAAAGGACAUAAUUUUUUAGUGCUGUAACUUUAAAAAAUUCCAUAUUUCUUCCAGGAUAAUAGUACUGCUUUUUCUAAGUCAGCUCUACCUAAAAAUAACUUUAGGCCACGCCCCUUUCAAAUGAAAAGGUCAUCAUUUUCUUCUCAACUCCAAGUGUAUCACUUUUAUUUCAUUUUUGGCAAAUAUUGUGAUAAUUAUCGGUAAAUACACAAAAAUCAUAAAGCAUAAAAAAUUACAAUCCCAGUGAGCACAGUCAGCUAGAAUAUGCAGCGUUUUUUAGCUGACUGUGCUCGCUGGGAUGUGAAAAAACUUUGCGGGAAAUUCGAAUUCGUGAUUUGAAUUCGAAAUUCGAAUUUGUGAUUCGAAUUUAUGUGAAUUCUAAAGGAGAAACUUCCUCCUGAAUAUUUUUUAGUAGGGGGAGGUGGGGCUACAUUGUUAUAGGAUUUUUUCGCUUAUUUCUAGAAACUGGGUUUUAACAUGACGUAAUUUGGACACACAAAAUUAUUGUGGAUCUAAAUAAAAUAAUUAAAAGGACCAACUUCAUUUAGAAAUAUGCGGAAAAGUCGUAUAACAAUCUAGCCCCACGGCUCAACGUAGCUCUAUCUCUAAUGGUUGUUGUAUAAGCAUUAGAUAUCUCAACAGCUUUCUUCAUCGAAUGAAUUUCGAAUGACUUAGGACGAAAGUGACAAGUUCGAACAUCUUGCAGACUUAGUACCCCGUGUCAUUUCUUUUUUACAAAUCUCAUAUCGUCGCAAAGGAGAAAUCUUUCUCCUGAUCGUUUUUUUUAGCAUAUUGGUGUUCUCAAGUGCUUCUGCAUAAUAGAUUUUUUUUUGUUUUGGUUCUUGUCUAGACUGUUUUUCCUAGUCCUCACUGUGUUCUGAAAACACGAAACAGUCAUGACAGGAACCAACACAAAGAACAGACGAUUGCGAAGAAGCAUUUCAGAAUAGUAAAGUACUAAACAAAACGUUCAGCAUAAAGAUUUCCCCUUUUCAUUUUUCAAUGGAUAUUUUCCCCAGUUCUAGUCGUGUUCCAAACCACCAAACAGUCGGGACAGGAACCAACACAAAGAAAAGCCGAUAAUGCAGAAGCAAUUGGGAACAAUCAUGUGCUAAAAAUAUAUUCAUGAGAAAGAUUUUCCCUUUUCAUUUUUAACUGGAAUAGAACUAUUACUUAUUUUGAGUAAUUUUUCAGGAGGCAACAUGAAAGAUUUCAUUAAUUUGCAAAUUAGGGGAAGUGAGAUUAUUUUAAACUGUGGAACUACAUUGAUAGAGGAAAGUACUCUCCCUUCAAACGUUCAUGCCUUUGAAUAAUGUGAAUUUCUUUUAUUUUCACUAAGAGAAUUACACAUAAUUAUUCCGCAAUUAUCAAUAAUUGGUGAUAAGCUAACUAAUAUUUAAUAAAAAUGUGCAAGUCUAUUAAGAAAAAUAAAAGAAAGUUCACAUUAUUUGAAGGCAUGAACGUUCGAAGGAAGUGUACUUACUCUAUACGAUUUUUUCGCAUAUUUUUAAAGAAAGCUGUGCUUUAAUGUAAUGCCAUUUGGUUCUACAAAACAAUCGUGGAACAAGCUGAGAAAUAGUUUUCCAUCGUUUUAUUCUCGAGAAUGGUUACCGAAACGCUAAGACAGCGGUGGCCGCUAUCACACAAACAUUGAAUUCCUUGAACACUUGUAUCUGUUAAAACUUUGCUUUUAAGAGCUCUAACUCAAAAGCAGUAUUCGAAAUAAAUUAAAUAAAUGGAAAGUCCAGCUUCCUUUACAAAAUUGCAUAGGUAUGAAUGUGACCCCACAGCUCAAAAUAGCCCCAGCUCCCCCUAUUUAAAAAUAUAUUUUGAAUUAUUUUUAAAUACAUGACAAUCUCAAAAUAAAUAAGAAAAAUAACUAUUUGUGCCCCUGUAAAAUCGAAUAAAUAAUGCGUGACCCCUUUGAACCAGCCUAACGUUAAAUUUGUAGAUAUAACCUAACCUUGAAGUGCCAUGAUAUACUUUUAUUACACAUAAAAUAUGUUUUGCAAAAUAGUUUGUAAAUGUUUGUGGAUAUCUACUGAAGACUUAACGAACAACUUAAGGAUUUGUCCAUUUUCACAAACAUUUCUCGUAACAUGAUUACUUGACGAGCAAUGUUUGGUUAUUUUCAAAGAAUUUGUGCAUAAGUAAAUGUUUAUAAACACCCAGAAAAAAUGUUCGUAAAAUUUUGUCAUUUGUUCGUAAAGAUUUGUCAGACAAACAAUAAAGUACGAACGAAUGUUUGAAAAGGAAUAAAAAAUACUCGUGAAGUGAUCAUGUUCCGAACAAUGUUUGUGCAAUAAGUACAAACUUUGACAAACCUUUUAGUGAAUUUUGAGAUUCACAUUCCGUAAGUCCCCUACAAAGAUAAAAAUAUUUCGUUAAAUUGUUCGUAAAUGUUUGUGAAUUCCCACUGGGGACUUAUGAACUGCUCGUAAAUCGUAUAAGGCACUAAAAAGUUCGUAAAAGUUUGUAAUUUUUCAUAAACAUUGUUUGUAAUUAUAAUCACUUGACGAGCAUUUUUUGUUUUUUGCAAACAUUUAUUUGUAUGCACAAUUUUGUUUGUCUGAUAAAACUUUACGAAUAAAUGAUAACAUUUUACGUACGUUUUUUUUGUGUUUUUGUGUUUAGUAUGACUCCGUUAGAGUUAACCUCAAAACUUUUAAGUACCUUUAAAGUACAAAUCUGAGACAUUAUUUCAGCGAGUGAAAUAGUAAUAACAAUAAAUAAUAACUUAGAAUAUUGCAGAAAUACAAAAAUCAAUGUGUUGACUCUAUUGGAGUCGCACUGUAUUUAGAAACAAAAGCUCGUGGAAAAGUACAAACUUUUACAAACUUUUUAGUGGAUUUAUGCAAUUUAAAAACAUUUCGUAAGUCCUGCGUGGAAAUUGAUAAACAUUUACGAACAAUUUAACAAAAUAGUUUGUUUCUGUGCACCGUUUUAAGGGUUUUAAGCAAUCAGUAAUAAUUCCUCAAAAGAGGGCGUGGCCUAAAGUUGUUUCCGAGAACUUUGUACUCAAAAAGACCUUUUUUAACUUUUUUUUUUCUUCCAAAAUAUGGAAUUUGAAAAAAUGCAGCAUUGUAAAGAUAAAAUGAUUUAUGUAAGAUUGAAUGGAAAAUGGAUAAUUAUUAAAAAAAAAAAACAAGAAAUACCCUAUUUUAAAAAUACAUCUAUCGAGAGAAGAACUGUGAAAAAAAAUGUUAAGAGACUUCUGUGCGACGAAAAUCAAUUUGAAUAGAAAAAAAAGAUGAUAUAUUUGGGAAUAAAUAUCUUGGAGAAAAUAUUGUAAA